CGCGAGAGACAAACACGGACGGGAUGCGCAUCGCCGAGGUGCAAACGAAAGGAAAAGGUUUUCGCAUCUCCGCCGACGUGACUCUGCGUGAGUGCAGCGUCGUCAUCGUCGGGAGUACGUGCGGGAUAUGCGGUAGAGCCUUCAAAUGCGAGAGCGACGUUGCUCUGCACACACGAUGGCGGCACAACGCUGCCCUGGGAUCACUAAUGGACAUCUUGGACCACCACAAGAUAAAUCUCGACGGCGGUCAGCAAUUCGACGUGUGCGACAUACCCUUCGAGAUCCUCUCCAAUCUAAGGAUCCACAAACGACUGACGCACAAGAAUAGGCUCAGGCAGAGAAGGAGUCGCCAAAAAGGGAUGGUACGCGUGAAAUUCAAACUGAACGGCGUGACGACGACGGACGUGAGCCUGGAUCGGAGGUACAUAAAGCUGCAGGAUAGCCUCGGGUAUAUCGUCGACGUUUGCACGCAAACUCCGGGCUCCUUCGAAAAUGAGGGAGCCGAGAGAAAAGAUAACCGCGCUGGGAAUAUCGAUUUGUCUUUCCCGAACCAUGUUGUGGACGAGAGUCACAUGCAACACGGUAUACGGCCCGACAAAGCUGCGAAUCGAUACAUUGUAGGUAAAUUUGCGUCUACCAAAGGCGACGCGAUAGCGAGUCGCACGGUUGUGGUGGGGAAGAGUCUCGAAAAGAUCUCGAAUACGCCAUAUAAAGACGCAAUCCCCGAUAGCAACAGUUCUUGCGAAAGACAGGAAGAUCGUUGUUAUCUCGCUUCGCAGGAAACCACAGCUGACAUGGUUAUCAAAACUUUUUCCGAUAGCAUAGACAUCCGCGAUAAGGAAAAUUCGUCAACGACGAACGAGCGAGAAAGAAGAAAUUGUCAAAACGAAAUUUCAUUCAACGACAACAAAGUUCUUCUCGCCUGCCAGCCGGAGAAAUCCGACAAAACGUCACCUAUGUCCAAGCAAAAUUCUUGGUCCAGCGAAAGCCCUCACUACUCUAUCAGAUGGUCUGGUGAAGUUGCAGGGGCCAAAGAAACCGCUAAAUUGACCAAUUCUUUCAUAAAUUCCAUGGAAAUAAUUAUUAAUAACGGAAAAAGUUAUGGUUUUGACGGAGACGCGACGAAACGUUUAGCUCCUUCUUUAUCUCGACUUCACAAGAAAACAGAGUCGGUGAAAACUAAUUCGAACAUUGACGAUGAUGUGCAAGAAGUGCUGCGAAUAAUGAGAGGAAAUACGCAAAACGACAUCAAUCACGAGUCGCCUAAUCGUAUGGAAAGAGAGAUGCUGGUACAAAAUGCUGCAAGCAACACGUUGCCUUCACAGCUGGAGCCGACUAUUUAUCCGGAAGAAUGCGACGUUGUAUUUACGAAUUUCGGACCGUCCGAUUGUCCGUCAUUCAUGACCAUAACUGAGAGCGAGUAUCAGUUCCUGGCGAAUUCCUUCAAUAGAAAGCUGGGUAUUUAUUUGGCGGAUCUGGACCAUUACGGGAUCAAACUCUGCAGUGAUUUACCGGAAAUUAAUAACAACUUGGAAGAGUACGCGGUAUGUGCUCACCAGGAUAUCUUCGAAACGUGGAAGCAAUCGGACGGGUCGCCGUAUACUACGGAACUGAAAGCCAAUGACAACGAAAUAGCUGUUGUGCUAGACUGAACAUAUUAGCAAAAACUUGACUAGCGUUGGAGACCCGACUCCUUAAAUAUGUUCAAGACCAAGCAACGAACGUGCCAAUAUAUUCUUUUAUUUUCCUUUUACGUUGUUUUUAAUUUUCUUAAAUUUUAAGAAAGAUAUUCGUGAUAUUAUAGCAUAUGUUAUGUAUUUUUUUCUAUAUAUAAGUAUUGAUUUAUCUUACACACAUUCACACACACACACACACACACACACGUGUGUGUAUGAAUAAAAUCGACAAAAAAGAGCAAACUUUCUAUAAUUGUUUUUCUUUUCUUACUCUUAUCAUUUUCACUAUUGCGUUGUCUUUUUUAUUGAAACAAAUGAGCUGUACAAAGGACGUGUAAUACUUCAAGCGAAUUGAAUAAGUGUGAUAUAUCAAGUUGCAAUUUCGAAAACAAAGACUUUCGGCUUAUGGUAAAUAAAUAAAAAUCCUAAACGUUUUGUUUAUGAGCAUAGAAAGAUGUUUGAAAACUAUUCUUGAUGUUAAAAGAUCUGAAUGUGAAUAAUUCGCAAUUGUUAAUCUUGUUCGGUUAUCGACUCUUGCUACAAGGGUUAGUAAGAGCUUCUAAAACUCUAAUAAGAUAUAUAAACAUUGUUGUUGAUUAUAUUUUAGCAAAUUAAAAAUUUUUUAAAGCAAUAAGAGAAAAGACGAAUUAUAUUCUUACUGGUUUAAGUCUAAACGUUAUAUAUUUGAAUUUUUCUUCUUUUUCUCCCGACUGCUGCCAACCUUCGGUUGGCGAAGACGAGGGAGUAUGCGUUUCAUUAGCUUGUGCGAUUAAAUACCGUUUGUAACCGUUUUGUAACAAUAGUCACAUUAAUCGUAUGGUUCCGUUAAAACUGGUCGAUUAUAGACGUCUCAUUUCGCUAUAUUCCUACUUAUAUGUAUGCUUAUAUACAUAUGCUAUUACUAUAACCAUAGAUAUAAAUUUUUAUAUUCUUAUACGUUUCGUCAGAAAUUUCUUUUGUGUCAGGUUAGAGUUACAAAAGUUACAAUAUGUAAGUUCACGUACAUGAUGU
Temnothorax curvispinosus is the source of this 2687-nucleotide messenger RNA. RefSeq lists its product as uncharacterized. Lineage: Eukaryota; Metazoa; Arthropoda; Insecta; Hymenoptera; Formicidae. Bases 24 to 1652 code for a protein of 542 amino acids. The record is from RefSeq and is a predicted model, not a curated record. The transcript has a single exon.